This is a messenger RNA of Caenorhabditis briggsae, 1146 nucleotides long. It is a transcript of the gene Cbr-gnrr-7, whose product is annotated as Protein CBR-GNRR-7. Gene Ontology annotation, molecular function: neuropeptide receptor activity. The record is from RefSeq and is a predicted model, not a curated record. Lineage: Eukaryota; Metazoa; Nematoda; Chromadorea; Rhabditida; Rhabditidae. Gene Ontology annotation, biological process: neuropeptide signaling pathway. Bases 1 to 1146 code for a protein of 381 amino acids. Gene Ontology annotation, cellular component: membrane. The transcript has 7 exons.
AUGCUGGAGACAUCCACUCGGAUGUCUACAGUAAUCCCGGACCGACUGUGGUCAGAGCUAACUGAGGCUUUAAUUUUACUAAUAUUCGAUGCAGCGUACAUCCUAGUGGCAAUUUUCAUGAUCUACAAGCUAUGGAAACUGAAUCGAGUCAAGCAACCAAUGACACCUAGUGGUCAAUCGGGGACCAACAAAUCAUUUCUAUUAUUCAAGAAAAGUCUAUUUGUCAGUGACUGCAUGAUUAUGUGGGUGUACGCGUUUAUCAAAGCUAUCUGGCUGCUCCAAUUUGAAUGGAAAUAUGGUUCCGUGAUGUGCAAACUCUAUCGUUUUACAUCUUCCGUUGCCUUCUUUUCCAACUCUAACAUUGUUUGUGGAAUCGCUCUGGAUAGAUAUCUCUCUGUCUACAGUAACCACAUUAUUGGCGUUCGCCAACAUGAACGAACCAAGAGAUUAUUGUAUCUUGUCUGGAUAAUUGCCAUAAUCGCCGCGCUGCCUCAGCUGAUCGUCUGGGAAACGUACCGUCCUAGUUCGGAAGAUUGGGAGCAGUGUGUCACAGUGUUUGCAAUUGAGAUUCAUGAGCUACCGGCAGAAUCAGCGCGGCGGGAUAAAUUCAAUUUCUAUUCAAUGUUAUAUGAGGCAUAUCAUCAGUGUAUGGCUUUCUGGCUCCCACUGAGCAUCACAUUCUGCUCGUACGCUCGUAUGAUGAGCCGGCUAAUUCCAUUUUGGCCAUUCAGUGCGUUAAACUCAUAUGAAGAUGAACGUCAGGAAACACUGUGCACAAUAUUCUGGGGCAAAAUCACCGACCGGAUUAGGACCUUCGUUUGUGUCACCAUCUUCCGCCACAAAAGCCAUGCUUCCCAGCAAUCCGCAAGUGUCCCACUGGCUGGUACGACACGUCACCCGCCAACAACGGCGCUGCGGCGACAGCUAGGAACUACUGUAUUCAAGAAUGCGUGUGCCAUUAUUUUUGUUCACGUGGUUCUCUGGCUUCCAUAUAAUAUUCUGAGUUUGUCGAGAUUCGUCAAUGAAGGAUUCUACGAAUCGAUAUCUCAAAAUGGGGGCAACCUGUUUGAACUUCUCAUUCUUCUCAACUCAUUCAUAAACCCAAUUCUGUACUCGGGUGGAUCAAACACUGUACAUCGUGUAUAA